AAAAAUAAAAUAAACAAAUAAAAGAAACAGCGGAGCCGCUUUCUUGAUACGAAGCUCUUUCUUCUCCGUAUUGGCCGUUAAUGGCGACGUUGAAGCUGUUGUCCCACCUGCGACGUUCUCAGCCGACUUCAUACCUCUACACUCUCUCCCACUUCCAUAUUUCUGAUACCAUCUCUAACCCUCUCUCGCCUCCUUCACUCGUUCGCACACCUCACCUCCCAUCUACCAGCCCCGGCAGCUUGCUCCCGGCGGCUCUCGGUUUUCUCCACCGGCGAUCUCUUUCCACUCGCUCCGAAGAUUCCUCCGACCUCCCACAACUCAGCGGCUUCGGCACUGAUUCGCUCACUGACUUGACCGAGUUAGCAACCGAGUCGGAACUCGUCAGUAGCGGCGAUGACUCGAUCCUUCCUGUUGGGACUGUGAUUUCAAUGCUUGAUGGAUUCCACGACCUUACUGGUUGGCCCUGGUGGAUUGUCAUUGCCUCUUCUACUUUGGCUCUCAGAGUUACUAUGCUUCCUCUACUUAUCUUGCAACUUAGAAAGUUGAAAAGGAUUGGAGAGCUAUUUCCUAAAUUGCCUCCUCCAUUGCCGCCACCUCUCUCAGGAAGGAGUUAUAUUGAUCAAAUUUCACUCUUUCGUAAGGAAAGGAAAGCAAUUGGAUGUCCCUCAUUUCUAUGGUUCCUCGCAUACAUCUCUGUCCAGGUCCCAGGCUUUCUCCUGUGGAUGAUUAGCAUCCGAAGAAUGUCGCUGGAUCAUCAUCCUGGGUUUGAAUUUGGUGGUGCUUUAUGGUUCCAGAAUUUAACUGAAUAUCCUCAUGGAGUUUUAGGCCCCAUAUUUCCUUUACUGAUUGCUGGUUUACAUUAUGCAAAUGUUCAGAAUUCUUUUCGGAAAUCUUCAGUUGGAAAAGGAAAUGAUCUGUUUGACUUAUUGUUAAAGUACUACAAGUUCUAUUUGGAUUGCUUGACGCUGCCUAUAUUCUUUAUUGGUUACUGUGUUCCCCAGGGAAGUCUAGUCUAUUGGGUUACCAAUAGUUCACUAACUCUUAUUCAGCAAUUGACACUCAAACAUCCUGCUGUACGUGCAAAAUUGGGAUUACCUGACAAAGUUGAUCGUAGAGAAGCUUCAGAUUCUGAGAAGAUGAGCACUUCUGUAUUGACACCAACUAGUACACCCAAAAAACUGAAACAAGUAUCUGUCCAAGACCUGUCCCCUAAAGAACUGCUAGCGCUUUCAGUCCAACUCUUGUCAAAAGGACAUAGCGAAAGAGCAAUUCCUUUGCUGAGGUUGGCACUUGACAAGGACCCUGACUAUGUGAGAGCUUUGACUGUCAUGGGUCAGACUCUAUUGCAGAAAGGGCUACAAGCAGAGGCUAGUGAGUACCUAGAGCGUGCUAUUUCCAAGCUCCUUCAUGCUGCCCAUCCUACAGAAUUGGAGGACAUUGAUCUUUUAAUUCUUGCAUCUCAAUGGGCAGGUGUUGCCUACACUCGGCAGGGAAAAAUUGCAGAAGGACUAGUACACCUUGAAAGAAUUGCAAAAAUUCAAGAGCCCGAGGAACCAUUGAGCAAAGCCCAUUAUUUUGAUGGGUUGUUAUUGCUUUCCAGUGUUUUAUACAACGAAGGUCGCCGAGCUGAAGCUGCAAAGUAUCUUCGGUUGGCUGCUGCUUAUAAUCCUGCGUUCAAUGAGUACUUGGAGCAAUGUGAAAAUGAUGAUGGCACUCUUGUCAGUGAUCUUGUAAGCAGUAGGCGAGGAGAUUAUUGAGUCGGCUCCAAAGAAUAGAAAAUCCAACUUUCCUGGUUUCCUAAUUAUUGAUUGGUAAACCAGGAAUAAAAUCAUUGAUGUACCAUAUUAAAUUAAUAACUUUUUUACUAUUGAUUGUGAAAUUAGAUUUGUAAUCCCGUAGAGAAAAUAAGAUAUUUAUUUCAGUUGCAUGUCAAGGGCCUCAGCAUUGGGGGAAUAAGGCGAGGAUUUACUGACUAGGCGCCCACAGAAUCAAAAUUUCAAUUUAAUUUCUUUGUUUUCUCAAUUUCACUGUUUGGAAGAUUAGUCAUUCUUCUGUAUGCCAUAUCAUAAUUUACUGAUAUGUGUUGGUAUAAAAAAUUAACUUAAAACUGCUUAUUCGUCAUUUA
Molecule: messenger RNA, 2125 nt
Organism: Ziziphus jujuba (common jujube)
Lineage: Eukaryota; Viridiplantae; Streptophyta; Magnoliopsida; Rosales; Rhamnaceae
Product: ALBINO3-like protein 2, chloroplastic
Exons: 14
Coding region: 81-1757 (558 amino acids)
Biological process (GO): mitochondrial respiratory chain complex IV assembly; protein insertion into mitochondrial inner membrane from matrix
Cellular component (GO): mitochondrial inner membrane
Molecular function (GO): protein binding; membrane insertase activity
Source: RefSeq, a predicted model, not a curated record